UUUCAGUUCACACAUGUUUUUAAAUUGGUGUAAAAAUUAUUACAAUUGCAAUACAUUUCAACGAAACUGCACACACUCACUAUAAUUUCUGUCAUAGUUUAACAUGCAUUCAGAAAACCUAUCACCCAAAGACAAAUAUUUACUCCGUUCAGUCAUGUUCAACAAUAUAGAGGGUGUUGUUCGUGCAAUAGAACUUGGAGCCGAUAUAAAUAUGGUUCCAGAUGAUGGGCUCACUUGCAUUCACUUAGUGGCCGAAAAGGGAUUUAUCGAAUUGACAAAAUUGCUAGUCUCUCUGCCGGGGAUACAACUGGACGUUUUAUCCUCCUUCGGUUGGAGUCCGCUCUCCAAUGCAGUUUACUCCAACCAUCUAGAGAUAUGUACAAUUUUGUUGCAAUCAGGGGCUAAUCCAAACUUCCGAGUUGUGUUUGAACAAACUCCCCUUCACAUUGCAGUUUUUUACAAACGCCCUAUAAUCGUUGCAGAAUUGAUUAAAUAUGGAGCAGAUGUAAAUAGUGUUGACUGUUUUCACCAGUCACCAUUACAUCUAGCUGUGUUCUCACAACCGAGUGCAACCAUUACAAAGAUUCUUAUGGAUUCAGGUGCUGAUCCAAAUUUCAAGAGUAAGUCCAGGCUGUCGAUUCUCACUGAAGCUGUACUCGUCGCUUGGACACCGUACCACACAAAGAUUAUAUCGUUCUUAAUUAAUUUUGGUGCUGAUGUAAUGGCAACAGAUGACAUUAAGAGGGAGACGCCACUUCAUAAAGCCGCCCUCAACGGUUAUGUUCCAGCUUUAAAACUGCUCAUUCAACAUGGGGCGGACAUUAACGCGAAAAAUGCGUACAAUCAGCUACCGGUCGACCUGGCAAGACUGCAUGGCAACCAUGACGCAACUGAAGAACUUGUACUUAUAGAUGAUUUUUUUACAUAUCAAGAACUCAAAGAACUUAUGGACAAAGUCUACAGUUAAUUCUCAGUUGUAAACAUGAUAUUUUUUUA
This is a messenger RNA of Cimex lectularius (bed bug), 996 nucleotides long. Its product is annotated as tankyrase-1-like. The coding region runs from base 104 to 967 and encodes 287 amino acids. The transcript is spliced from 4 exons. The record is from RefSeq and is a predicted model, not a curated record. Gene Ontology annotation, molecular function: protein binding. NCBI's taxonomy places the organism in Eukaryota, Metazoa, Arthropoda, Insecta, Hemiptera, Cimicidae.